GAGAGAUCAAAGGGUCAACCCCACCAUCCAGUAGCAUUGUUAUAAAAUACAGAGAGGUGCAUGUGAUGCAACCUCUUCCCCUUUACACUCCCCAUUAUUAGCAGCUUCAUCAAUGGGGUAGAAUGGACCUACCACCAAUUACAAAACCCAAAAGCAAAAGCAAAAAGACCGUCCUAAUCAAGAAAAGUUUCAUCUCAUCUACAAAGCAUAACCAAGAAAGCAACUUCCCCCAAUGGUAUAGAUCAUGACGAUGGUGAUGAUGGUCAGAAGCCAAGAAAAUUCCCAGGAUCAGAUGGUUCCCACUGCCCCCAUCACCACCUCCAUUUGCCCCACCUGGAAACUGUACGAGAACCCCUUUUAUAUCUCUCAUCAACAAGAAAAUCAUCAACAAAAUCUUACUCACGAGCAAAUUCAUCAUCUCCACCUGCCUAUUUCUGCACGAAAAAUCGCAGCUUCUUUCUGGGAUUUAACCUUUAUCAAACCCCUUAUGGAAUCUGAACUUGAAGUUGCUCGAGGGCAGAUUGUUCAGUUGAAGGCUGAGCUAGAAUGUGAACGCAAAGUGCGUAAAAAUAUGGAGUCUCUGAAUAAAAAACUGGCCAGGGAACUUUCUGAGGAGAGGAAAGGAAGAGAAGCAUUGGAGAGAGUUUGCCAAGAUCUUGCUAAAGAAGUAUCUUUCGAUAAAGGUGAAUUCGACAGGAUGAAGAAAGAAAUGGAGGAAGAAAGGAAAAUGCUACAUGUGUCUGAAGUUUUAAGGGAAGAACGCGUGCAAAUGAAGCUCUCAGAAGCAAAACUCUUGCUCGAAGAAAAACUGUUAGAAUUGGAAGACAAUAGAAGGAUUCAAAUUGAAUCAUCAAGUUUCAAGAAAGAUGAAAAGAAUCAAGAAAAUGAUAUUGAUCAUUAUCGGACUACAUCUUCUUCGACUGUUAAUAACAGAGGGUUUAAAACACUGGACAAAAUAAGGUUUGUAUUGGCAGAUAAACCGAGUUAUAAUAAUACCGAUAACAAUGGCAAGCUUCAGUCAAUGGUAAUUCAGAGAAGAGCUUCUCCAGAGCCUGAAAAUCCUCAUAUCAAACGAGGGAUUAAAGGGUUCGUCGAAUUUCCGAAAGUGAUUCGAGCAAUUGGUUGCAGAAGUAAACAUAUGGGCACCAAGUUGGAGUGCCAGAAGGCUCAGCUAAAUUUACUACUAAAACAGAAGGGUCCUGUCCGACUCAAUGGCCUUAUAGCCAGCUAAGACUAAUUUUCCUUUAAGCGAGUUCUUGAUGAAUUUAUUGUCCUUUGUUUGUUGAACCAUUGAUGUUGUUCUUUGUAGUUAUAAGUUAAGCUCGUUUGGGGAAUGAAUUGCCUCCCAUGAACAGGAUUUUCUUGUUAAAAUAAGCAUGUGAUUUUGUAAUAGUUGGAAUUUGACCCAGUUAUUUCAUGUUUGG
Olea europaea var. sylvestris is the source of this 1424-nucleotide messenger RNA. RefSeq names its product protein BRANCHLESS TRICHOME-like. The coding region runs from base 245 to 1231 and encodes 328 amino acids. NCBI's taxonomy places the organism in Eukaryota, Viridiplantae, Streptophyta, Magnoliopsida, Lamiales, Oleaceae. The transcript has 2 exons. The record is from RefSeq and is a predicted model, not a curated record.